GUGUGUGUGUGUGUGUGUGUGAGAGAGAGAGAGAGAGAGAGAGAGAGAGAGAGAGAGAGAGAGAGAGAGAGAGAGAGAGAGAGAGAGAGAUGGCGGGUUCGGGAAUGGAAAUGCCUCCCACUGGAGGGUUCAAUUUCGAUCUAUGCAGGCGUAAUGCCAUGUUGGAGAAGGAGGGAUUUAAGCACCCGCGCGUACGGAAAACAGGAACGACAAUUGUAGGGGUUGUAUACAAGGAUGGCGUUGUUCUGGGAGCAGACACUCGCGCGACAGAGGGAGAUAUUGUGUGCGACAAGAAUUGUGAGAAGAUUCAUUACAUAGCUCCGAACAUCUACUGCUGUGGUGCUGGGACGUCUGCGGACACUGAGAACGUCACCGCAAUGGUAAGCUCUCAGUUGGAGCUGCAUCGAUACGCGACCGGAAGGCAAUCGAGGGUCGUAACGGCUAUGACACUGUUGAAAUCUCAUCUUUUCAGGUAUCAGGGAUAUGUCAGUGCGGCACUUGUGCUGGGAGGAUACGAUGUAACCGGGCCCCAUUUGCAUACGAAAGAGGAGGCUAUGGAGAUGGUGGCCAAUGCAAUCAAGGCUGGGAUAUUCAAUGACCUCGGCAGUGGGAGCAAUGUUGACCUGUGCAUUAUCACCAAGGACGGGAAGGAGUACCUCAGGAACUACGAGAUGCCGAACCCGCGAACAUACGUCAAGAAGAAUGGAUACGUUUUCUCCAGAGGCCACACUGCUGUCUUGACAAGCUCGGUGCGCCGGCUGAGGGAGAGAGUUGAAGUGAUUGAAAGCGAUGCGAUGGAAGAAUAGAAGUGCGGACGGAAGAAAAGAUGGAGGAACAGAAGCAGAGUGUAGCUUGGAUGUCUAAUGCAGUUGAUCGCACCGGUUGUUGUACGCCAAUUUUUUUUAUCUUACGAUUGAAAAUUUGCCCGCUAACCCGCCCCGUCUCGGUUGCACGAGUGACGUCAGUAAGUGAAGGGUUUCUGUCUCACCAAGUGCCCACAUAAUCUAUAAUCUCAUGGCCUGAAACCACCUCCUUCUGACAUUUACGCACCACCCGUGCACCGAUGCGCCUCUUCCUCUCACACGACUCACCCCAACGAUGCACUGAAACGAACUGCUAUGCUGUUUGGAAACUCCCUUGUUGUUGCGCUUGGCGUUUGUGCAUCGAACUUUGUGUUAAUUUUCGAGGUUCAGAAAAAUCCAUGAAUGUUUUCGAAGGAGUUUAAUUUCCGAGGUUCAGAAAAAUCCAUGAAUGUUAUCGAAGGAGUUUUUUUGUAGUCGUAGUGUAUGCCCCCUUCUAUCUGGGUUUCCGACGCAAUUGCAACAACCAACCCGCACUCAGUCGACAAAGCUGAACUGAUCUAACCAGGUGCUCGUCGGACAAUGACACAGUAUCUGACCCAACUCUCUCCAGUCGACUCUGGCAUGUUUUUUCUUCCUUCUUCCUUCCCCCCGCGGCCCCCCCCCCCCCCCCUCCCCCUCUGUUAUGAUAUGUUACCUUUGCUUGCCCCCCUUCCUGCAGCACUUCUGGUCUUUGUGGCAGUGCAUGUGUCCAAAAAAACAUGUGUUGAUACCAUGUAUGGCAGCUACGAGAUCGGAACACCUUCAACUUUUGUUUUUUUGCUGUGUGUGUUUUUACUUCUUUGUGGAAAGAGACUAUUUAGCUUUUUAUCGGCUACAGUUUUCACCCGAACCCGAAUAGAAUGUCCUGUUAUUAUAGCUGCAUUUGGGGCAAUUUUCAGUCAGAUGCAGCGAAAAUGACCGGGUUUUUGCUUCAGGUGGGUGGAGACGGUAGUGCUCUAGAUCCGAUGACUCUAUGAUCAGGAAGUCGUCCGCCUAGCGAACAUGGUGAAUCCUUCUAAGAUGAGUCUGGCGAGCCGAAUGCGGAGGCCCAAACUGAAACAAGUGGCCCAUUUCUGACGCUGGUGACGGUUUUUUUUUGUCGUUUGGAGAGCUUCCUAGAGGUGAGUGCGCAGUUGAAUCAGUGAGAAUAUGAUGUGAAACACAGGCAAACUGGUGCUUGGGCCAUGUAUGCUUCUAGCAAUGUGGCCAGGUUCUUUUGCUGUCAUCAUGUGCUGUAUUCAUUACUUCCUUUCGCCUGAGUUCAUUUACCGCUGUUGGUGAGGUUCGCAUUCUGCUGGUGCUAGAUGCAUUAAAUUGCAUUUAAUCC
Chara braunii is the source of this 2169-nucleotide messenger RNA. The record is from the annotation of a GenBank genome assembly. Lineage: Eukaryota; Viridiplantae; Streptophyta; Charophyceae; Charales; Characeae.